This is a messenger RNA of Gymnodraco acuticeps, 430 nucleotides long. It is a transcript of the gene ppp1r17, whose product is annotated as protein phosphatase 1 regulatory subunit 17. The coding region runs from base 63 to 359 and encodes 98 amino acids. The transcript is spliced from 4 exons. Gene Ontology annotation, biological process: regulation of phosphatase activity. The record is from RefSeq and is a predicted model, not a curated record. Gene Ontology annotation, molecular function: protein phosphatase inhibitor activity. Lineage: Eukaryota; Metazoa; Chordata; Actinopteri; Perciformes; Bathydraconidae.
UCACUGCUCUGCUCCGAGUGUGUGACACUGCUGAGACCGAGAAAGCCCCGAGGGCCUCAGAGAUGACGACUGGCUGUGUGAGGUCGACCCUGGAGCCUGAACAUCGACUGAUGACACAGGAGAGCAAACACUACAAGUCGGCGCUGGAGAGCCUGGUGGGCAGGAAGUCAGAGAUGAAGGGCGAUGAAGAGGAGGGGAAGGCUCUCUGCUCAGAGGACCAGGACGUCCAGAAGAAGAAACCUCGCAGGAAAGACACACCCGUCCUCAACUCUCCUCCAUGCAUACCAGGAGUGAGACAGCUGAAGGCGGAGAAGCAGAUGGUCCACUUAGAGGACGAGGAGAAGGACUUCAAGGAUUAAAGCCUGGAUUUCACCUCUAUUUUCUUGUCAAUAAAUGUUUACAGUCUUAUUAAAUUUUGCCUUGGCCUUAA